AUGGGGGUAUCAAAUACCACGACUGCAACUUCUGGCUUACUUGAUAUCCAGGGUCAGAAUCCUAGUCUCUUCAAGCUUUACACCCAAAUAUGCAGCAUCUACGCAGUGCCCGACCCAUCAUCUCACGAUACGAUCGCCAGCACUUUACGCAGUGGUCUGUUCAGGCUGAUGGAGACAUUCCCCUGGUUAGCAGGAAAUGUGAUCAAUGAAGGAGCAUGUGAGGGAAACACGGGCACCUUUCGAAUCAUUCGCACAGACGAGAUCCCUUUGGUCAUUAAAGAUCUCCGGAGCAUCCCUUCUGCGCCCACCCUGGACGAUCUCCGCCGGCGGAAUUUCCCCAUGUCCAUGCUUGAUGAGAAGCUUAUCGCCCCGUGCUUGACUAUUCAUGUUCCUGGGGAAACAACCGGCCUGGCAGUUGACGCAGCUCCGGUUUUCGCGGUUCAGGCCAAUUUCAUUACCGGUGGGCUAAUGCUGACCCUUGUAGGGCAACAUAAUGUGAUGGAUAUGACUGGACAAAAUCAGAUCAUGAACUGGUUCUCGAAAGCAUGCCACGCCCAUCGCUUUACGCCUGAAGAGAUAUCAAUGGGGAGCAUCAACCGAGCCGACGUGAUUCCUCUGCUUGAGGAUUCCGUCAACCUAGAGCCCGAGAUUGCACACCAAAUAGUGAAAUCUCCCCUAAGCACCCAAAAGGCACCGUCGCAACCUCCACCGAGCACAUGGGGCUACAUUGUAUUCUCUGCCACUGCCUCCGUUGCUCUUAAAUCCUGGGCUACCAAGACCAUGACGCUUCCGUCCGGAUUUAUUUCGACCGAUGACUCGAUCAGUGCUUUGAUCUGGAAGUACAUUUCUCGAGCGCGCAUACCUCGUUUCAAACCAGACCAAGAGUCCCGUUUUGCUCGUGCCCUCGAUGUUCGCACAUCUGUGGGAGCACCUGCUGCAUAUACGGGGGUCUUGACUAGCAUGGCAUAUAGUGCAGAAACGCUGGACAACUUGGAUACAUCCCCACUUGGGGUGAUUGCUACUGACUUACGGAAACAACUUGACCCAGUGAAGAUCGGCAGGAAUGUUCGCGCUCUUGCAACGUUCAACACUCGAGCUGCCGACAAAACCAAAACCUCAAUCACUGCAAACAUGGAUGGGUCGUUGGAUGUUAUGCUCAGCUCCUGGGCCAAGGUUGACUCCUUUGACCUUGAUUUUGAUCUGGGGCUGGGGAAACCCGAAGCGGUUCGUCGACCGGCAUUUUUGCCUGUUGAGGGGCUGGUGUAUAUCUUGCCCCGGUCACCAGCGGGGGAAAUUCCUGCCGCGAUUUGUUUGAGAGAUGAUGAUUGGGAACGGCUCAAAAAUGACAAGGAGUUCCUCCACUAUGCAGAGUAUGUCGGAUGA
Molecule: messenger RNA, 1383 nt
Organism: Penicillium chermesinum
Lineage: Eukaryota; Fungi; Ascomycota; Eurotiomycetes; Eurotiales; Aspergillaceae
Exons: 1
Coding region: 1-1383 (460 amino acids)
Source: RefSeq, a predicted model, not a curated record